Acaulospora morrowiae is the source of this 281-nucleotide messenger RNA. The record is from the annotation of a GenBank genome assembly. Lineage: Eukaryota; Fungi; Glomeromycota; Glomeromycetes; Diversisporales; Acaulosporaceae.
ACAACUUCCUAUAUUUUGGCGGGGAAUUCAAUGAACCUGACCAACUUACCUAUGAAUGGCCCUCUCACGUAACAGAGAUAAUAAACGGGAUUCCGGUAAAUAGUACUUUUGACAGUCGUGUGAACACCGACAUGACUACAGAAUUUCUCGUCCAACUGGGCGACCCUGAUGACCUGGGAGAAGACAUGUUGAAACCCGGGGAUACCAUCCAAGAAGACAUUGUGAAGAAGACAUCGUCAAUACUUGAAAGGCUUCAUUUAUUGAGACGUAAAGAGUGGUGA